Myotis lucifugus (little brown bat) is the source of this 561-nucleotide messenger RNA. Its product is annotated as keratin-associated protein 9-1-like. Gene Ontology annotation, cellular component: keratin filament. The record is from RefSeq and is a predicted model, not a curated record. Lineage: Eukaryota; Metazoa; Chordata; Mammalia; Chiroptera; Vespertilionidae. Bases 1 to 561 code for a protein of 186 amino acids. The transcript has 3 exons.
AUGACUCACUGCUGCCAGCCUUGCUGCCGCCCAACCUGCUGUCAGACCACCUGCUGUAAAACCACCUGCUGCCGGAACCCACCCUCCACACCUGACACCAUGUGCUGCUCCCCUUGCUGCCAGCCCAGCUGCUGUGUGUCCAGCUGCUGCCAGCCUUGCUGCCGCCCAUGCUGUGGGUCUAGCUGCUGCCAGCCUUGCUGUCGCCCAUGCUGUGGGUCUAGCUGCUGCCAGCCUUGCUGUCGCCCAUGCUGUGGGUCUAGCUGCUGCCAGCCUUGCUGUCGCCCAUGCUGCUGUCAGACCACCUGCUGCAGGACCACCUGUUGCCGCCCUUGCUGUGUGAGCAGCUGCUGUCAGCCUUGCUGCUGUAGCACUCCCUGCUGCCAGCCCAGCUGCUGUGGGUCCAGCUGUUGUGGACAAUCCUGUGGCGGGUCCAGCUGCUGCCAGCCUUGCUGCCGCCCAACCUGCUGUCAGACCACCUGCUGGAGAACCACUUGCUGCCGGCCCAGCUGCUGCUGCCGCCCUUGCUGUGUGUCCAGCUGCUGCCAGCCCUCAUGUUGCUGA